AUGGCUGACUGGGCAGUAAAUUUGAUCACCUUGAUUGAUAAAGAAGGUCUGUCGUUGAAGAAAUGGAAAGUGGAAAAAGCCAUUAGAAGUAGAAUUUAUAUCUGUGGACUGCAAGUUAUUGUGCAAUUGACCAAAGACCUGAUAGGACCGUAA
Kluyveromyces lactis is the source of this 153-nucleotide messenger RNA. RefSeq lists its product as uncharacterized. The record is from RefSeq and is a predicted model, not a curated record. The transcript has a single exon. NCBI's taxonomy places the organism in Eukaryota, Fungi, Ascomycota, Saccharomycetes, Saccharomycetales, Saccharomycetaceae. Bases 1 to 153 code for a protein of 50 amino acids.